Molecule: messenger RNA, 1254 nt
Organism: Penicillium paradoxum
Lineage: Eukaryota; Fungi; Ascomycota; Eurotiomycetes; Eurotiales; Aspergillaceae
Product: DUF3500 domain-containing protein
Exons: 6
Coding region: 1-1254 (417 amino acids)
Source: RefSeq, a predicted model, not a curated record
AUGGGUUCUGUUGGGCCCGAGACUGUCAAUGGCUACCGUCGCUACUUGCCUCUUGCUGGCGAUCCUCGGAUUGCAGACCGAGAUACAAUGAGUCCAUAUGAGGUGUCUGAGAAGAUGCUCGCAGAGCCCGUCAUCAAAGAGCUUUUUGAUGGUUGGAGAGCCAAUAUCAGCAAGCCCUACUAUGGCAUCACCACCGAUGGCACCAAGGUCGAGAAUAUCUAUUCUCUCCAGGACGAAGGGGCCCCAACACAGAAGAUUGUCGCCGCAGCCAACCAGGUGCUGGAGUCAUUUACACCCGAGGAAAGACUCAAGACUCUCAAUAGCCUGGAUAGUGGAAAUUGGAGAAAAUGGUCAAACACAGAGAUCAUCGCGUACGAGGUCGGUGUGCGCUUGGAACAUCUCCAAGACCACCAGGUUGACCAAAUCUGGAAUCUGCUGAAGCAAUCACUCAGCGAGGCUGGAUAUGCCAAAGCCCAGGCGGCUGUCAGGACAAAUAAGUUCUUGGGUGAACUUUGCCACUCGCGUGCAAUGCUAAACGAUAGGAGUUACUUUUUCCAAAUUUUCGGCCAGCCAUCGGAGACCGAGCCAUGGGGAUAUAGCUUUUUCGGUCACCACCUUGUCUUGAACAUCUUCUUUGUCGAGAAUCAGAUGGUCAUCGGACCGGCUUUUAUUGGUGCUGAGCCUAACAUCAUUGAUGCUGGACCCAACAAGGGUACCCAGCUUUUCAUUCCCGAAGCCAAACUCGGCCUUCAGCUCAUGCAAAGCCUUUCCCCGGAACAACAAAGUCAAGCACAGAUCUAUGUCGGGUUGCAUGACCCCGCCAUGCCCGAGGACCGCUGGAAUCUAGCAGACCAGCGUCAUCUCGCAGGGACAUCCCAGGACAACCGAGUGAUCCCCUACGAAGGUGUCGUUGCAACCUCGUUAACCCCCGAGCUUCAAGAACUGCUCAUUUCCAUCGUGGCGGUCUUCCAGGAGCUGUUGCCCGCAGCCCCACUCGCUCACAAGCUCGAAUUGAUUCGCAAGCACCUUCCGGAGACGUACUUCUCCUGGAUCGGCAAGUUCGGGGAUGAUGAUCCAUACUACUACCGCAUCCAAAGUCCAGUGGUGUUGGUGGAGUUCGAUUAUCAUUCUGGCAUUUAUCUUACCAACACAGAGCCGCAGAAAUAUCACACCCACACUAUCCAAAGACUUCCCAAUGGGGGUGAUUAUGCGACUGAGCUUAUUCGCCAGUGGAAGGAGAAGCACGCCAAAUAG